CGAUUUUCUGGCAACACACACUUAAAACUUCACCGAAGAAAUCAAAAGAGUUGUAUUUCUUCUGUUUCAAUCAAGGAGUCUUGAAGAUGGCUAAAACUCUAAAUUCUGAUGGAGCUCUGCUGAAUAAAAUAGAGUGGUUCAACUUUCUAACCACCCUUAAAAUGGAUCGAUUCAUGCAGAUGAGCCUUCUUCAUGCAAACCAACCACUCGUACCCGACGCAACUCCGGUACCAGGCUUUGAACGGUUGAUGUGUGCUCCUCAGAUCGGUCGAAAUCAGAAAAUUCACACCAUGAGGCAACCAGUCGUCGAGUUUCCUCAAGAAAAGUCCUUCUUGGAUGAUCUGUAUGGCCUUCAAGAAGACGAAGUGGAUGCUCUUUUCAAUGGGAUUUCGGUCAAUGGCUUUUCAGACUACUCCGCUUUCAAUCCCGAACCAGAGAGAUUUAAUAAAGAUUUUGAUCACUUACCAGACCCAGCAGUGUUUGAUGGGCUGCUAGAUGAAGUACCCAACACAACAUAUCCACCCAGUUUUUUGCCUGUCAUCACAAAAGAGGAGGCUAAGUUCCAAGUUUGUGGUGAUACAGUGUACAACUCACCCGCUAGCAGCAGCCCUCCUUACAGCCCACCUACCAGUGAAUCCGGUUCAAACACCAGUACUGACGAAGGGAUUCAAAGUGACCUUGAAAACAUUGAUGACUUAUUUGUGGACAGAGUGAGUCAGUCUGCAGAGUCACCCUUAUCAGUAAAUGGCGAAGCUGACCAAUGCAAUAUUAAACAGGAACCAACUUUGUCAGCUGUUGUACCCAAGCCAGUGAGAAGACGAAAGCGUGGGCCAAGACCACUGGUCAAAUAUCGGGGUGAUGGACCUAUUCAACUGUGGCAAUUCCUAUUGGAGUUGGUCACUGACCCUAAAUGUUCAAAGCUGAUCAAGUGGACUCAAGAUGAGGACUAUGAGUUCAAGAUUCUUCAGCCCUCAACAGUGGCCAGGAUGUGGGGGAAGAAGAAAAACAAGCCAACAAUGAACUACGAGAAGUUGAGCCGUGGUAUCCGUUACUACUAUGGCAAUUCAGUGAUUGAGAAGGUUCAUGGGAAAAGAUAUGUCUACAGGUUCUUGUGUGAUAUUCCAAAAAUUCUUGGCUAUGAUCCAAUGGCCAUUAAAGGUGAAGACCUUGUGGAUGAUGCAGUGUGUGGAGAAGCUGUACCUGAAGUCAAUGAUGCACAUGUUCCUUCUUCAGUUGAAGAUAGCUUUCUUGCUGGAUAUCUUGACUUCAGUGCACUUUAUUAGUUAAAUUCUUACAGUUUAUGUUGAGACCCAAAACGUUGUGUAACGUUCAGUUGUGUUAUUUCAAUAACAUUUUUUGUAGCUUGUAUCAAGCAGACUAUGUGGUAGUUAGCCACAAUGUUUUAUAAAUCGUAUCGAUUUUAUCUAUGCAAAUGUUACGAAGCAAAUUGUACAAUCAGUGUGCCAUACCAAAUUUGGAAAGGUUUUAGAGGGAAUGCACAGUUUUCUUGGGAAGAUUUGUUAAAAAAUUGCAUACUAUGUAUGCACCCUUAAAAAUUAAACAAAUUGUGUGUAUAAUUAAUCGUUAGAUAUACUAAGAUUAAUGAAAAGAAAUCUUGUUUCCUGUUACUCUAUGCCAUUUUGUAGCUUUUACAAUGUCUUGUGGAUGCUGGCAUGAAAUGCUGUGAUUACAGUUUGAUCAUCAAUAUUGUUUAAAAAAUACUAUCACUUAUUUUAAUGUUUAUAUUUAUUUAGUACACGAGUUGAACAAAUUAAGGCCUACACAGGUGUUAAAGAAAUUAUCAAUCUAUCUGUCCAAAGUUGAAAUAUUAUCACCUCAGCUUUUGAAGUUAUUUCAGUUUACAAUUUAAAGUAAUUGUAAUUAUUGUUACACUGAACCAGUGAGCACUGUACUUUUUGUCUUUAUAUUGCUACCAGGUAGCCUUAUUUGUGAGAAAUUAGUGUCUGUAAUGUUCUAUUGAGAAGGUGGAAUUAAAUUAAAAUACUUCUAAAUCAUA
This is a messenger RNA of Stylophora pistillata, 2017 nucleotides long. RefSeq lists its product as uncharacterized. Gene Ontology annotation, molecular function: DNA-binding transcription factor activity, RNA polymerase II-specific; sequence-specific DNA binding. The record is from RefSeq and is a predicted model, not a curated record. Gene Ontology annotation, biological process: regulation of transcription by RNA polymerase II; cell differentiation. Gene Ontology annotation, cellular component: nucleus. NCBI's taxonomy places the organism in Eukaryota, Metazoa, Cnidaria, Anthozoa, Scleractinia, Pocilloporidae.